Molecule: messenger RNA, 2223 nt
Organism: Boleophthalmus pectinirostris (great blue-spotted mudskipper)
Lineage: Eukaryota; Metazoa; Chordata; Actinopteri; Gobiiformes; Gobiidae
Product: complement C1r subcomponent-like
Exons: 14
Coding region: 26-2173 (715 amino acids)
Biological process (GO): complement activation; proteolysis
Cellular component (GO): extracellular region
Molecular function (GO): calcium ion binding; serine-type endopeptidase activity
Source: RefSeq, a predicted model, not a curated record
AAACUGUGCAAUCUGAGGAGUGCAAAUGUUAAACCUCAACAUGAGCUGGACCUACUGUGUCGUCUGGCUUCUCUGUGUGUUGAUCAGUGAGGGUCUGUCCCUCACUGAUCCAGAGCCAGUUCUGUUCGGGGAGAUCCAGUCUCCGCUGUACCCUGGGUCCUACCCCCCAAACCUGAGGCAGAGGUGGGACCUCAGUGUCCCAGAGGGGUACAGGGUCAGCCUCACCUUCACUCACCUGGACCUGGAGCCCUCUGCCGGCUGCCACUACGACUCAGUCACGGUUCUGUACAAAGAGAAAAUUCUGGGCAGGUUUUGUGGGCAAGAGAAUUCUGCUGACGGGCAUCACCCCGGACAUGGUCCAAUCCUGUCUCCAGGCAACAUCCUCACCGUCCUGAUGCAAACAGACGACAACAACCCAGAACUCCACCAAAACAUCGGCUUCUCCGCUCACUACCAGGCCAUAGACAUAGACGAGUGUUCAGAUCCUGUGUUAAAUGCUGAAGCCCCGGUAUGUUCACAAAUUUGUUUGAACACCCUUGGGUCCUACCUCUGCUCCUGUCACCAUGGAUACGAGCUACACUCAGACGAGCGCACCUGUCUCUUGUCGUGCCUCGGUGGUAUAUUUGAUGAACCCCAGGGACACCUGUCUAGUCCAGGAUACCCCCGUGCCCCCCAUCAUGGAGUUUCCUGUCAGUACGUCAUCUCUGUGGAACCCGGGUUCAAACUCACCCUCAAAUUCGCCGACUAUUUCCACAUAGAGAGUAUGGAGACAGAGGAAGGCCUGAGCUGCCCCUAUCACUGGCUCGAGGUGACAGUGGAAAAUGAGAAUCCGGUGAAGCUUUGUGGAAGUAAGAGUCCAGGUGUGAUGGCUCUGAACGCGAGCACCGUCAAACUGGAUUAUUACAUCGACGACAAAGGCCUGAGCAACGGCUGGAGCCUGGACUACACUACAGAGAGAGUGAAGUGUGCUCCUCCUGGUACUGUCCCAAGAGGCCGGGUUACUCCUACUUUGGAUCAGUAUUUCUACCGAGACUACAUCUUUGUGAGGUGUCAAACAGGAUACAAGCUGAUGAUGAAUGGGCAUGAAAUUGAGAGCUUCCAUGCGAUGUGCCAGAGCGAUGGACAGUGGCACUCACCACUUCCAGAAUGUCACAUUAUCAACUGUGGAGAGCCCGAGCCCCUGUUAAAUGGAGGCACGACUUUUGUCUCUGGUGAAAGGAAUGAGUACCGCUCUGUUGUGCUGUAUCACUGUAAUGAGCCGUAUUACUCUCUGACGGGAUCUGUGAAUGUAAGUUUCAGUUGUGAAGCAGACCGAAAAUGGAGAGCUAUUGACAACGCUGAACUGAAACCGAUUUGCAUACCAGUCUGUGGAAAGCCCCAAGUGCGUUUCCGAGACUUCCAGAGGAUCAUUGGAGGAGAGGCAGCUCCACACGGCAGUAUCCCGUGGCAGGUCCGACUGUCCUCACCUGAGAUUAGACGUGGAGGGGGUAUGCUCAUCUCCGACCAGUGGGUCCUGACAGCAGCUCACGUCCUCUGUCCAAAUACAUGUCCUGUGAACACACCGCCCAUACCACACAACACUCUGAAGCUCUUUUGGGGAUCAAAUACUGUGGAGGAAGUUCCAAACGCAUUUGCUGCUUCUCUUUAUUUACAUCCUGGAUACAAUAACUUUGACAGGUUGCACCCUGACAAUGACAUUGCCCUGAUAAAACUCCCACAACCCAUCACAUUUAACCAGUAUGUGAUGCCAAUUUGUCUACCUUCUAACAUACACAGCCUUAGAGACGGUGAUACUGGAGUGGUAUCAGGAUAUGGCCUCACAAAGAAUGAGCAUGGAGGUUUGGCUUCAUCAGAUAACCUCAAAUAUGUGCGCCUCCCAGCGGUGAAUCCACGAAAAUGCACCGAAUCGCUGGAGAAGUACAAAAGAAAACACCCAACACAAUCAAUCCCAGAAGAAUCUUCCAACAUGUUCUGCGCAGGAUUCUCAGAUGGAAAACAGGACUCGUGCCAAGGGGACAGCGGAGGACCCUUUGCCUUCUGGAAGACAGACCACUACUGGGUGGCAGGGAUCGUCAGCUGGGGCAUUGGCUGUGCAGAGGAAGGCACUUAUGGGUUCUAUACCCGAGUUCAAAACUAUGUGGACUGGAUCAACCAAACUAUGAAUGAGAAUUAAGUUGAGAUGUUACCCAUAUAAAUCAUUACCAAUAAAAGUUCAAUAAGCCA